Epinephelus moara (kelp grouper) is the source of this 1714-nucleotide messenger RNA. RefSeq names its product SDE2 telomere maintenance homolog (S. pombe) (gene sde2). The record is from RefSeq and is a predicted model, not a curated record. Gene Ontology annotation, cellular component: nucleus. The transcript is spliced from 8 exons. NCBI's taxonomy places the organism in Eukaryota, Metazoa, Chordata, Actinopteri, Perciformes, Serranidae. Bases 44 to 1282 code for a protein of 412 amino acids.
AAGAGGAAGUAGCGCAUGCGCCCUUUGCAGCAGAGACGCUACCAUGGAGGAAUCAAACAUGGAGGUGUUCGUGAGUUCUGCGAGCUUCAGGUUCUCUACCUGGAUGUUUCCGGACAGAUGUUCAGUCCGAGACGUUCUGAGACGGUUCGUCCAGCAGCAGGGAGUUUCUUCUUCAGAUUUCUACGUCAUCAGAAAUGGUCGACGGUCACAGCUGGAGGAUCCUCUGCAGCAGGGAGCCAUCUAUCACCUGGAGCCCCGCCUCUGUGGAGGGAAAGGGGGGUUUGGCUCCAUGCUGCGAGCUCUGGGCGCUCAGAUUGAGAAGACGACAAACCGUGAGGCCUGCAGAGACCUGAGUGGUCGACGCCUCCGAGACGUCAACCACGAGAAAGAGAUGGCAGAGUGGUUGAAGAAGCAGGCGGAGCGCGAGGCGGAGAAGGAGCAGCGUCGUCUGGAGCGUCUGCAGAGGAAACUGUCUGAACCCAAACACCAGUUCUCUGAUCCCGAGUACCAGCAACAGUGUCACGACCUGUCGGAGAGACUCGAGGACUCGGUCAUCAAAGGUCUGCUGAGGGCGUUGUCGCAUGCUUCAUAUAUGUUCUCACUCAUGUCAGGUCAGGGUUUCAAGUUUGAGACAGUGUGUCACCAUGGUUACAGGACGGGACUGGGCGAGAUGCUGAGCUCAGAGGACGAAGACGACGACGCUGACGAUGAGGAGGAGGGAGGAGAGUCUCCGUCCAUGUCCUCCUCUAGCUACGCUGCUGCUGUUACCAUGACAACACAGACAGAGGAGUCUGAGCAGAGCAGCAGCUCGUCUGCUGCCUCCGACCGCAGCUCCUCCACCACACCUGGACAGAGCUCCGUCACACCUGGACAGAGCUCCACCACACCUGGACAGAGCUCCGUCACACCUGGACAGAGCUCUGUCACACCUGGACAGAGCUCCACCACACCUGGACAGAGCUCCGUCACACCUGGACAGAGCUCCGUCACACCUGGACAGAGCUCCACCACACCUGCAGAGGAGCAGAAACCAUCUGAGGAGUCCAGCUGUUGCUCUCAGCAGAAGGGCCGGUCUCCGGUGGAUCUGUCCUCGGCGUCCUCUGUGGCUCAGCUGGAGUCUCUGGGUCUGGACGUCCUGAAGGAGGAACUGGUGUCUCGAGGUUUGAAAUGCGGGGGAACACUGACGGAGCGUGCCGCCCGGCUUUUCUCCAUCAGAGGGCUGACUCGAGAUCAGAUUGACCCGACGCUACUCGCCAAACCGGCCAAGACAAAAAGGAAGUGACGAGGUCACAGCAGAGGCGAAUUAAAGGAGCAGUCCAGCUUUUUCCAUCUUACUCAAAAGUCCUCGUUACUGUUCGUCGUCAGUCAGUCGAGUUUCUGUAUUUGAGCUUUUUUUGUUUUUAAACAGUUUUGAGUUCUGUUCACAGAACUCAGGUAGAUGUUAACGUGGGGUUUAAUAGCUUUUAUAAUUUUGAGCUUCACUCUGCAGACGGAUCUUUUCUUAAUUGUUUUGUCUGAUUGGACUGAACUUUAUUAGCAGCAAAGACAAAAACACUGUUGGUUUAUGAAUUCGUCUAAUCAGAAGGCAGGAUUACUGUAUUAGUUUGAUCAGCAGCUGUGACUUGUGUAAAAAUCUCAUUCACUUGUUAAUCAGCUUCAAGUUUCUUUUGUUUAUGAAAGUUUCUUUUUAUUAAAUUGUUUCUGAAACAAAAAA